Messenger RNA from Tripterygium wilfordii, 2143 nucleotides. Its product is annotated as aspartic proteinase 39-like. Lineage: Eukaryota; Viridiplantae; Streptophyta; Magnoliopsida; Celastrales; Celastraceae. Bases 386 to 1882 code for a protein of 498 amino acids. Gene Ontology annotation, molecular function: aspartic-type endopeptidase activity. Gene Ontology annotation, biological process: proteolysis. The transcript has 10 exons. The record is from RefSeq and is a predicted model, not a curated record.
AACAAACCGCGUAUAACAUACGCACCUGGUGCUGAUGAUGUCAACAGCAGUUUACCGAAAACGAGGAUACAUUAACAGACCGAGACGCUCAUUUUCUCAUCUUCCACGCAUAUUAUUAUUUAUUAUUAACAGAAAUUUGUCUUUUGGCUUUUGGGAUCAUUCAACUUCUCUCUAUAAAGUACAAACUAUUUUGGUUUCUCUCGCUAUAACGCUGACAACUCAAUCUCUGUCCCUAUUGAUUUUCUAUCCACCUUGAAAAUACACUUUUGUAGCCGUUAACGUUCUUUCUAAUUUGUUUGUGUGUUAUUUUUUCCAGCAUUUUGUGCUUGAUUUGUUAGAUAUAGACAGCUUCGUCUGCAUUAAUUUAUACGUAAAUUAACCAAAAAUGGCGGCGGGUUUUCCCGCGAAAAUCGCUUUAGCCGCCUUGCUUUUUCCGGUGGUGGUGGUGGUGCUCUGCGAUUUUCCGGCCACGUUGACUCUCGAGAGGGCUAUCCCGUCGAACCACAAAGUAGAGCUGAGUCUACUCAGAGACCGGGAUAGAGUUAGGCAUGGAAGAAUGUUGCAGUCCUCAGGUGGGGUAGUCGAUUUUCAGGUCCUGGGUACCUUCGAUCCGUUCUCCGUCGGACUUUAUUAUACAAAGGUGCAAUUGGGUUCCCCUCCGAGGGAAUAUUAUGUGCAGAUUGAUACUGGAAGUGAUGUCUUGUGGGUCGGUUGCGCUUCCUGCAAUGGCUGCCCUCAGAGCAGUGGACUCCAAAUUCCGCUGAAUCUCUUUGAUCCUGGGAGCUCAUCAACAGCUUCAUUGAUAUCUUGUUCAGACCAGAGAUGCAGUCUAGGAGUUCAGUCCUCCGAUUCUAUGUGUUCUGCUCAAACUAACCAGUGUGGUUACAGAUUUCAGUAUGGAGAUGGCAGUAGUACAUCAGGCUAUUACGUAUCAGAUUUGCUACAUUUUGAUACAAUUGUUGGGAAUACUUUGACUACUAAUUCUUCGGCUCAGAUAGUGUUUGGGUGUAGCAUCUUGCAAACUGCAGACUUGACAAAAUCAGAUAGAGCAGUUGACGGGAUCUUUGGGUUUGGUCAACAGGAAAUGUCUGUCAUUUCACAACUAUCUUCACAAGGACUAGCACCAAAAGUGUUCUCCCACUGCUUGAAAGGAGAUGCUAAUGGUGGAGGAAUAUUGGUUCUUGGCGAGAUUCUGGAGCCUAAUAUUGUUUAUACUCCACUUGUCCCAUUGCAGCCUCACUACAAUCUAAAUCUUCAGAGCAUUUCUGUCAAUGGUCAAGUGUUAUCAAUAGAUCCCUCAGUGUUUUCAACAUCAAGCAACCAAGGAACCAUAAUUGAUUCUGGGACUACUUUGGCAUAUCUUGUUGAGGCUGCCUAUGAUCCUCUUGUUAAUGCUGUCACUGCAGCUGUUUCUCAGUCUGUACGCUCAGUUCUUUCCAAGGGAAACCAGUGUUAUUUGACAUCUUCCGGGGUUACAGACGUAUUUCCUCAAGUUAGUCUGAACUUUGCUGGAAGCGCAUCUAUGAUAUUGAGUCCUCAGGACUACCUUAUACAGCAGAACUCAGUUGGUGCAGAUGGAUUGUGGUGCAUUGGCUUUCAGAAAUUUCAGGGUCAAGGGAUGACAAUUUUGGGAGAUCUUGUUCUGAAGGAUAAGAUUUUUGUAUAUGAUCUAGCUAAUCAGCGUAUUGGAUGGGCUAGCUACGAUUGUUCAUUGUCAGUGAAUGUCUCUGCAACAGCUAGGACUGGCAAAAGCGAAUAUGUCAAUGCAGGACAGCUGAAUAAUAACAGCUCGCCACAUAAUGUACCCAACAAACUAAUUCCAACAACUAUACUAGCUUUACUCUUGCAUAUAUGUAUACUUGGGAGUGUCCUGUUCUUGUAGCAUAGGGUGGGAGAGACGAGAGACUUGGGACUUGUUUUUGAUUUUCUGUAUAUUCCUUUGCCGGUUUAUAUUUAUAGUAAUCGGCAGGACUUAUCAUUAUUUUGGAUUUUGGUAGCAGCGAGUAGAUGCUCGGUGUGCUCAUUAGUCUUUAUUCUAUCAGUAUUUUUUUUAUAUAGAUAGAAAUAUGUUUCUCAUUCAAACUUUGUUGGAUAUAGAUAUGUCUAAUUUCUUGUUUUCCUUAUUUUAGCAGAGCUUUGUAUA